Lathyrus sativus (Indian pea) is the source of this 414-nucleotide messenger RNA. Lineage: Eukaryota; Viridiplantae; Streptophyta; Magnoliopsida; Fabales; Fabaceae. The record is from the annotation of a GenBank genome assembly.
AUGGCGGACAAGGCAGUCACUAUCAGAACCAGGAAGUUCAUGACUAACAGGCUUCUCUCAAGGAAGCAAUUUGUCAUUGAUGUUCUUCAUCCAGGAAGGGCUAAUGUCUCAAAGGCCGAACUCAAAGAGAAGCUGGCAAGAAUCUAUGAUGUGAAGGACCCAAACACCGUUUUUGUGUUCAAGUUCAGAACUCAUUUUGGAGGAGGCAAGUCAACUGGUUUUGGUUUGAUCUACGAUUCUGUUGAGAAUGCUAAGAAGUACGAGCCAAAAUACAGACUUAUCAGGAAUGGACUUGAUACUAAGGUUGAGAAGUCAAGGAAGCAAAUGAAGGAGAGAAAGAACAGAGCCAAGAAGAUUCGUGGAGUAAAGAAGACCAAGGCUGGUGAUGCUGCCAAGGCUGGAAAGAAGAAAUAA